AUGGUUGAGGUUGCUGCUCGGCGUUCUCUCCAUGUGGGCGUGCAUAUUUCUGUUUGCCGUUCUCAGCUGGUUCCUACUCACUCCGAACAGGUUUCUGCGACACCUACAACAUUUCUCCUUUUAAAUUUAAAUCCCCCACUUAAGGAAUAUCAGUCCAGUGCCCCUAGAGUUGUCAGCUCCAGAAAUCCUAAUGCUAUUAGCAGCCCGUACAAUACACCUAACAAGAAUGGUUCCAUGCUAGAUAAGUUAAAACUUUUCAAUCCCAAAGAUAAACCAAAAACGAAAAAAAAAGAAUCAUCACAAAUCGAUGCUGGUAAAGUCAGCAAUAGAAAGAAAGUAGUUAGAGUAGAUACGAAACUCGUGAGACCAAGCAGGUCAUUGGCCAAACCACACCAGCAACAACAGAGGAGGGAGAGCAAGGAGGAACAGAGGCCUGUCUUCGAUGAGCCUAAACAAGUGGUGGCCUACCAAAGACCGCCUUCAUCAGAAGCGAAAGAGGCCCCUCCUCAACCAAAGCCACAAGAAGUCGAGGAGCAGAAGGAAGAUAACCCUCCUCCUCCGCCAGCUCCUACCUCCAACAUGGAAACUGCGGAGCCCCUGAGGGUCGCCGGAGGUAGUUGUAUCCCCAAGCCGACAGCGAUAGUCAAAGGCUACUCGAAGCCGACCCACACAGUCGCCCCGAUGCCUCCGCGACAGGAACCCUCUCUCUACCAGUCGCUGGAGAAGGAGAAGGUAAUCAUCGAUUCGCACUAUAGCAUCCCUAACAAGCUCGAAGCUGUACUGGAAGUCUCUCAUGAAAGACAGUCAUCGGUCGAAGAGGUUGAAGAAGCGAUGGCGAAUGUGAAGCCUAUGCAGCCCCUCCUGCCCGGAUACAAUAAGAGAACGGUUUCCAUCUCUCCGAGGACGAUACCCCCGAACAGGAGUAGAGCUUACCGACCUUUGGAUACUUAUCCCAGAAGUAAUACUGAAAGAAACUUUAUGGAAGUUGACUUUGCCAAUUCAUCUGUUAAUUCUGGUAAAGAUUGA
Molecule: messenger RNA, 1026 nt
Organism: Nezara viridula (southern green stink bug)
Lineage: Eukaryota; Metazoa; Arthropoda; Insecta; Hemiptera; Pentatomidae
Source: the annotation of a GenBank genome assembly